AUGCACCAGCGGGGCUUUCUGCUGGGUUUCAUCUCAACGCCGUCGAUCGUCACGAUCUGGGCUUAUGGGCCGGCUGCGGAGAGCGUUCUGAAUACCAUUGGUUUCAGGUGGGGAUUUGGGAUGUGGGCUGCCCUGAUCCCGGUGUUCUUCACGCCUUUGAUGAUCGUGUUGUUUAAGUACGACAAGAUGGCGAGAGAUUCUGGGCUUAUUGUGAAGGCGAAGCCGGCGGAGGAGAGGUCGUUCUUGGGCCGGGUGGAGUACUACGCCAGAGAAUUCGACGUCCUCGGCCUCGUCCUCGUUGCCACUGGACUUUCUCUUCUCUUGCUCUCGAUCAGUAUCUACUCGUACCAACCCCAAGGUUGGAGAUCGCCACUCAUCAUCUCCUUCAUCGUCAUCGGUUUCCUACUCAUCGUAAGCUUCCUGCUUUACGAAAGAUACCUCGCGCCACAGACCUUCCUCCCCUGGGCAGUCAUUCGAGACCGAACCGUCGUCUUCACCAACAUCAUGGCCGCUGCUCUGUACGUCUCGGAGUUCAUAUGCUCCGCGUACAUCUACUCCAUGUUGAUAGUAUCCUUCGACCAAUCCGUCACGCAAGCGGCGUAUAUCUCCAAUAUCUACCUCGUCGGCGCCUCCUUCUUCAACCUCAUCAUCGGCGUGGCGUUUCAGUAUUGCGGGCGGAUCAAGUACUACGCGCUCUUCCUCGGCAUUCCCUUCUUCAUCCUCGGACAGGGCCUCAUGAUCAGCUUCCCGACCGUGGGACCCUCCAUCGGGUUGAUGGUCUUCAGCAAAGUUCUCAUCUCGUUCGGGGGCGGCACGAUCUACCCCAUCGAGCACAUGACUCUCAUGGCCGUCUCGCAGGCACACUUCCCCGCGCUGUUGUCCCUGGAGUCCUUGAUCGUGGAUGUUGGGAAGGGUACCGGGUCGGCGAUUUCGACUGCCAUCUGGACUGGACUGUUCCGGAGGAAGCUCGGAGAGCAUCUUCCCGAGCAGGAGCUGCCAUACUUGGAUGAGAUUUAUGGGAGCUUGACGAAGCAGAGUUCGUAUGCAGUGGGAAGCGAGGCGAGGAUCGGUAUCGACCGGGCGUAUGGUGAGACCCAGCGAGUUAUCUUCAUUACUGCCACUUCUCUGAUGGCGAUUGCCUGGGGGGCGGUUCUGUUCUGGAGAGAUAUUGAUGUGAAGAAAUCUAGAACCACGGGAAAGAACGUCUGA
Colletotrichum karsti is the source of this 1209-nucleotide messenger RNA. RefSeq names its product major facilitator superfamily transporter. NCBI's taxonomy places the organism in Eukaryota, Fungi, Ascomycota, Sordariomycetes, Glomerellales, Glomerellaceae. Gene Ontology annotation, biological process: transmembrane transport. Bases 1 to 1209 code for a protein of 402 amino acids. The transcript has a single exon. The record is from RefSeq and is a predicted model, not a curated record. Gene Ontology annotation, molecular function: transmembrane transporter activity.